This is a messenger RNA of Fonticula alba, 177 nucleotides long. RefSeq lists its product as hypothetical. The record is from RefSeq and is a predicted model, not a curated record. NCBI's taxonomy places the organism in Eukaryota, Rotosphaerida, Fonticulaceae. The coding region runs from base 1 to 177 and encodes 58 amino acids. The transcript has a single exon.
AUGGACUUCCUGCUGGACAGCAUCUUGGCUGUCGCCAAGGAACUAGACAAGCACGAGGGCGGCCAGCUGACGGCCAAGAUCCCCGGAGCGAACACCAUCAACCUCAACAGCAGCCCCAGUUUGGACUCAUCCACGGGUGGUGACAGCCAGGCGGAGGAGAGCUCUGGCUGCUGCUAG